Molecule: messenger RNA, 3540 nt
Organism: Chondrus crispus (carragheen)
Lineage: Eukaryota; Rhodophyta; Florideophyceae; Gigartinales; Gigartinaceae
Exons: 1
Coding region: 1-3540 (1179 amino acids)
Source: RefSeq, a predicted model, not a curated record
AUGUCUGGCCUCGCGACAGGGAGAAAUCCGGGAGAGUACUUGAGCGGCGGCGUGGCGGAGGAGAAGGCUUUAUCUGUACUUUGCGCGGCCGUGUCUCCCUCGCUAGCUACGCAAGUCUUCACGGAAUGUCUAACAUCGCUCGUAGCAUCGAAGGAUAUUGCAGAUAGAGGACAACGUCAAGAAAGCGGAGCCCUGGCAAGGAUUGUUGUGCUGAUACAGAGAAUUUUGGAUAAGAAGUCUCAUGGUGAUGUGGAUGGGGGUGAGAGAAGAGGCAUGGAGUGUGCGGUUGCGGGAGUAUUUGCUUCAGCUCGUGCUCAGAGUGACCUUCGCACCGUCGCUACUUUGGUCUGUUUGGUUCGCAGGCUUUUCUUGCCAGUAAACGUCUCUAAAGGUUCGGAAGAUUCCAGUGCUGGUUUCCAGGAGCAUGAGAAAUGGCUCAAAAACUUGGUCCGCACAAGCGAUGCAAAGUCCACGAAGGUUCUGGUAGCUGUUCUCAGUGAGCUGACACCCCUGGAGCCGAUUAGAUUUUUGAGGAUGAACCAUAGAGUGUUCUCCGCAGAUAAGCAGUAUUUGCAUCUUUUUGGUGACUAUUUGUUGCAAGUGCGGUCUAAAAUCAGUGAUUUGAAUCCCCUGCAUCAUUCUGGGAACGGAAAUCAGGCUGGCCCUUCCUCUUCGGAUGCAUUGAUCGCUCGACGCAAAAAUGAAGUGAUUAUAAUCAAGUUUGUCAAAGAGUUUGCCGAGAAUGGUGGAGAGCUCCCGAAAGCGUUGGUGAGGCAUAUGAAUUUUUACCGCCAUCAUUUUCGUUCUCAUGCACUUCCGGUAUUGCUGGACAGCAACCUCGAUCCUGCAGUAGCAGAGGAAGUGGUUUUCAAUAUGAACAGGAACAAGUUCGACGAGCAUCGAGCCAACCUGAUUAAAACGAUGGCAUUCGUAAGGAAAGAUAAGUCAAUACCCGCGGCACAGGCGCACGCCGCUCUGAAAGAAAUAGAGCAAGCCAAGAAGCAGCGAAAUGCAGAACUGUCAGUCAAUGCGAAGGUGCAGCCCGGCUGGAGUUCAAAGGAAUCCACUAUCAACGAAUCGACCAGUUUGGUUGAAGUUAUCGAGAAUCUGAUCAAGUCGACAUCUAGCGAUGCUUCUAGUGAUUGCAAAACGAACAAUGUAGUGCAUUUCAAGGAGCUGAUGGAGAGCUCGAUACUACCCCGGCUUCAGAGCGCUGUCAAGGUUUGUGCAAGUGCGAAGCAACUGGGGCUGGUUGCAUCGGAUGUACUUCGAGGGUUGCUAAACGGAUUGGCAACCAGCAAAUCUGAUUCGGAUUUCCGCGCCGAAAACACAUUCAAACGAUGUGAGAAGUGGUGGGAGACAGGUGCGAUGCUGCUGUACGCCUUCUUUGUCACUAUAUUCGGACACAAGAAUCUGCAAGCUCUGCAAAAGCCUUUUCAGUACAAUCUCUUCUUUCUUGCUUGCAUGCGCAUUGAAUGCUUGGGACGCUCUGAGGUCAUAGGAAUAGCAAAGCUUUUCUCUGUUAUUUUCUCGAUGAACACCGUCUCCUCUGUGGCAGACCUCUGCUAUGUGUCAUGGACUGGAGCAGGCACACAGCUGACUAGUUUCGCAAAUGUUGUUUUCUUGUCUUUGCCGUUGCGCGACCCUGUAAGCGUAAGGAAAUCCGUUUGGUUUGCGGCCAACUGCGUAACUUUAAUUGGUUUUCUACAAGAAGACGAUUGGCCAGGGUCUCGUUACCGUCUGUCUACAUCGUACAUGGGAGAAGUCGAUAGAAGUACCGCACGAUCAAGUGAAGAUCGUUUGCCAAGACUUGAUCCAUUGCUCCAGCUACUGCAGUGGGCACUGUGUGUGCCAUGGCGCUUCAUGAAGACGAGAAAUGUCCUGGACACCAUGACAGAUGAGCAUGUCACCGAAGAGGCAGCGAACGUUCUAAAUAGUAUCACCCACAUCCUCUCUAAUCAGCAAUUUAGUGGGCGAGCGAAGCUUACCUGUCAGGAUGUGUUGCAGAUUGAGUAUCGUUGUGGAUGGGGACGACCGCAUGCCGUGAAGAACAUUCUGCGAGUGCUCAGCGGUUAUGGAAGGGACGCAUGUGAAGUUGUUGCUGAAAGCAGCAUGUUUGUGGCGGUUUCCAAUGUUAAUGGCGCCGUAAGUCCGGAAUGGAUCGCAGAAGGGGUGUGCAUGUUUGCUGAGGAAAGCAUGUCGCUGCAAAGAACGAAUGGGGAAAUACGCAAUGGCAGGAAGGGCGUUUUUCUGCACCACUUGCGCAAGUGUGUUGAAAGUACUGGGGCGAACGCAGGUCAAUAUAUGCUCGACGUUUUGUCAAGAUUGCCAUGCCGAUUUUUUCAAGGGUGCGACUUGGUCAACGCGGAUAUGCACCUCUCCGAAUUUCUGAUUCCGUGUUAUUGGCCAUUUUCAAACCGAUGGCUUAAAUACUUAGUCUGGAGCUUGCAAUCAUGCCAAACGUCCCACGAAGCAUGUAGCUAUGCAUUUCAGAGAAAUGGAUUCCUUGUCUCAAACCUUGCAACGGCAUGGGACGCAAUCGGGAGCGAACUGAGAACAUCGAACGCAGAGCCCUGUAUACUGAAUGAGUUAUCUACCAGCGCCGCGACAAUCGCUCGAAGCCUGAGUUUGUUGGAACAUCUUGGGACGUAUCAAUCUCACCUAACCCAAACGCCAAAUUCUUAUUCCUCGCAGAAAUGUAGUGGGCCUGAGCAAUGGCCAAUGGCGUACGGGGUGGCUUUUGCCUUGUGGUUUUCAGUGAGAAGGUUUGAGUCAAUAAGACCCGAUCGUAAGAUGGAUGCUGAGGCAAUGUCAAACGCUGUGAAGCAACUGGUGUCCAGUAUGUCAAUCAUAGCAAUACCUGAUGUGAUGGACGCUGCAAUGUGUGCAUCUGCCUUAAUCCCGUUCACAUACUGCUUUGCAGAGGUUGAAGAUCAAGACGCACUCGCGAAAAUUUUAGACCGCAUGCUCUCCGCUGUACUUGCCGAACGAGUGCGCCUUGAGGAAGGUGCCGUCCCUUUCUGGGCUUGUGAAAAACUGUCCCGCUCCGCGUUUGUCGAGGGCAAUGUGAAGACUUUACUCGCCCAAUGGCUCGGGUUGGAUGCCGGAGGGGUGAGAGAGAGUCAAUUGAGGCAUUUGAAGAGCAGUCUUGCCGUUGCUAUGUGCCUGGGCAAGGUCUUCUCGACGAUUCUGCUGGUUUCUGCUGAAGAGUUGUCGAUGCUUGUUUCUAGGGCGGGAUCCCAAACGGUACUUUCCAUUCUGUUUGCUAACAUACUAACUGUGUACAAAUCAAUCACUGCAAAGGAAGGAACGUUUCCAAAGGAAAGACUCAGCGAACAGGGCAUGGAAAGACUAUUGAGCAACCGAUUUUCGUCAGCUUCAGAUCUACUGGAGGUCAUGGCGCGGCUUGUAACAACCUUGCAGUUGCAACAAAGCACUGGGAUCGAGCCCCAAAUUGAAGCCACUCUGCGGGAAUUCCCCGAGCAAGCCGAGGAGAUACAAUUGCUUUUGAGCACCAGAAACAAGCUUAACUUUUCGUAA